AUGAGCAACCUUGAAACAAAAGAUGCAGAAGCCUUGCAGAAAGCAGAGAGCUUUGUUCCGAACAGUGAACUCCAGGAGGAAGCUGGCUCUGCAGAGGACGUUGCAGAAAAGCCCACAGAGACCUCGCCUUUGGUGGUGUUUGAAAACAUACAAGGAUGCAGUCCAAAAUGCUUACGUAUGCUGUUGGAGAACAUCAGUGGCCUGGCAGUAGAUGAUGACUUCACUGUGGAAGUGAUACCUGAAAUAAAUGUUGCCGUAGCUACCUUUAUAAAAAGUAUCGAUACUGAAGAACUAGUCAAAAAAUGUUUGCAAAACAAAAGAAUUAAAGAAUUCAAAAUUACUGCCAGGCUUCUUGAAUUGACCCAGAGCAUCAAGGCUGAAAACAUACCAGCCAGCGUUUCCACAGACUACAUCACCAUUUACUUUGAGAGUGUGCGGAACGGAGGGGGACCUGUGUCUGACGUCCAGCUCUUCCCUGAGGAGAACUCGGCCAUCAUUACUUUCUGUGAUCACAAAGAUGUAAACACUGUCUUGAAAAAGAAGCAUUUACUGGAACAGACACAGAUUUCUGUGUAUCCGUAUUACCACUCCCUGGGAACAGCUCUCUAUGGAGAAGAAAGACCAACUAUCAGGAUGCCAGACCCCUUUGGGGUGCCACUAGAUCCAUAUAUCUGGCAGUUUUUACAAAGGCAGGCUCAACUGAUCCAAGACAUAAAUCAGGAAAUGGCAGUUUGCCAUUGUGAGCUAAAAUGGCCACAGACAGACUGUGCACACCCAGAAAUUAUGUUGUGCCCGUCGUCAUCUCUCUCCAAGCAGAAAAACCCAAUGAUUAAGUUGAUCAAGACAUGGAAGCAAGAUGCUUCUACUGAGUUCUCACGUAUCAUGUCACGUUACAUAGCUAUAAAAUGUAAAGUACAUUCAGUGGAUUGGGAAGAUGUGAAAAACAGAUUGGUGAAAGAUGUUGCUUUGAUCAUAACUGAUAUUUCUGAGGAGAUGGUGGUGAUUGCAGGCAAAAGAGCAGCAGUGGACAAUGCAGAGAAGGAAGUGAGGGAAUGCAUGGAAAAAGCUAUGAAGGAGAGUGAAAGGAAAAAACAAAGCAUAGAAAUUUCUGUGUCGGUAAAGCCAGGGAAGUAUGCUGUUCUGCACAAUGCUGGGCUAGAAGAGAAUAUUCACAGAGAAUAUCCGUGCUUAAAGAUCUUUUAUGAUGAGAACAAAAAAACUGUUCAGUUGUGUGGAUUACCUGCGGAAGUAUAUAAAAGCAAAGCUGAAUUACUGGAAAAGGUAUUGAACAUGCCAUCUACAUCAGUUACCAUUGAUCCCCAUGUUUUCUGCUAUCUACAGCGUGUAGAUAAUAAACCAAUGUCAGAGUCAUUAUUCACUAGGAAAAAAAUUAAUGCUUUUUAUGAGCUUGAGAAUGAUACUGUGUUGCUAUUUGGAGAUGCUCCCAAAGAUCUUAUAGAAGCAGAAAAGCAAAUAAAGACAGGCUUACGAUAUGAGUGCAUCAAUGUGGAGGACGGUGAGGUCAUUAAAAAGGAGCAGUGGAGGAGUCUUCUUGCCUCCUUGCUUAAGAAGUACAGUUCUUCCCAGGAAACUCUAGUCAUUGAUGAACCUGCUGGAAAAGAAAAUCAAGUGAUUAUUGUUGGCUUUUCUAAGCCCGUAACAGCAGUUUAUCAGAAACUUAAUGAUUUUAUAGAUAGAAACACACACGUAGAAAAAGUAAUCCCGGCUAAGUCGGUAGUGGUAGUGCAGUUUGUAGAGAAGGAAAAAUCCAGUGUUUGUCUUGAAUUGAGGAAGAAAGGCGUGACAGUACAUUUUGACACCAAGACACCAUGUUUUUCCCUGAGUGGACCAAGAGCAGAAGUGCCAAAAGCAGUCACUACAUUUGAAAAAAUUAUCUCAUCCCUUUACUCAAAAAAUGUGCCAAUUGAUAAACCAGGAGCCAGAGAGUUCUUCUCUGAGAGGAAAGAUUCAUGUGUUUUGGAGGCAAAGCAGAAAUUUAACUGUUUGAUUAGGCUGGAAGAAGAAGAAGAGCAACAGCAACAACAACAGCAACAGAAGGGUGAAAACGUCAAUAAAGAGAAAAGAAAGCUCAGCUACAAGAAAGUGCUGCCAGAUGGAGUGGUAGUAGCAGUGUAUAAUGGUAACUUGUGUAAUUACCCCGUUGAUGUUGUGGUAAAUGCAUCUAAUGAAGACUUAAAACACAUCGGUGGCCUUGCUGAGGUACUGUCAAAAGCAGCUGGUCCGGAGCUGCAGCAGGAGUGUGACGAGCUGGUGAGGAAGCAUGGGAAAUUUCAGCCUGGGCGCGCAGUUAUCACGGGUCCUGGGAGACUCCCCUGCAAGAACGUCAUUCAUGCUGUGGGGCCCAGGUGGAGGAAGCAAGCAGCAGAAGACUGCGUGAACUUGUUAAGAAAGACAGUGAAGAACAGUCUACGAUUAGCCGAAACAUACAAUCAUCAUUCUAUAGCUCUGCCUGCUAUAAGUGGAGGGUUUUUUGGCUUCCCACUGCAGACAUGUGCAGAUUCAAUUGUAUCCUCCAUUAAGGAGACCUUGGAAGAGUUCAUGGGGGACAGCAGCUUGAAGGAGGUUCAUCUGGUGGAUUAUGCAGAAGAAACAGUUCAGGUUCUGAGUGAGACAGUAAAAAAAGUGUUUACAGCUAAGACCUCUCCCCCGAAACUGCCGACGCCGCGCUUGGUAGACUGUAAGCCAAGAGAAACCCAGAAGGAGAAGAGAAAAGAGGAUCUGCACAUGGUUACGACAAAGGAAGGACUGCGCAUCCGAGUGGAGGAGAAAAAUGUUCAGGAGGCCACGACGGAUGUUAUUGUCAACAGUGUUGGCACAGAUCUGAAGUUUGGUGUGGGGCCUCUUUGCAAAGCCUUGCUGGAAAAGGCUGGACCAGCACUCCAAGCAGAGUUUGACAAAGAAAAACAAACACAGGCUGCUGGUCAAGGGAGUGUGCUCUGCACCAGUGGAUGUGCUCUGGCCUGCAAGUCCGUGUUUCAUGCCAUACUUCCCGUGUGGGAUGGAGGAAAAGGACAGGCCCUGAAGCAUCUAGAAGAUAUAAUCAAUUUCUGCUUGAAGAAAACUGAAGCACUUGGGCUGAAUUCGAUCACUUUACCAGCUAUUGGAACUGGAGGAUUUGGAUUUCCUAAAACUGUUGUUUCUAAGUUAAUGUUUGAUGUGGCAUUCAAGUUCAGUAGCAGCCACACUCGGAAGACUCUUCAGGAAGUUCAUUUUCUCUUGAAGCCAAAAGAUACGGAUAACAUUCAGGCUUUUACCACUGAACUAAAACAUAGGGUAGCUGAAAGUUGCCAUGCUGCAGCACCACAGCCAAGUUUCAUUAGGCAUGUUUCAACUGAAGAACUGGGAGUUCAUGAAAUGCAGAUUGGUGCCAUUACACUCCAAGUAAUUAGUGGAGAUAUUACCAAGGAGGAUACAGAGGUUAUUGUAAGCAUAUCAAAUCCAACCUUUGAUGCCAUUUCAGGGGUCUUCAAAGCAAUUAUGGAUGCUGCUGGUUCCGAGAUAGAAGACGAAUUUAAUCAACAUGCUGAGCAGUCUCAAAGUGGCUUUAUUACUACGCAAGGUGGAAAACUGUUGUGCAGCAAAAUCAUCCACUUGUUUCCCAGUGACGACGUGAAGAGUCAGGUCUCCAAAGUCCUUCAUGAGUGUGAGCUAAGGAUGUACAAAUCUGUCGCUUUCCCGGCAAUUGGAACAGGUCAGGCAGGACAGAGCCCAGCAAAGGUAGCUGAUGACAUGUUGGAUGCUAUAGUGGAAUUUGUAAGCAAAAGAUCAGUACAGUAUUUGAAAAAAAUUAAAAUCGUCAUCUUCCAGACACAUAUGCUCAGAGACUUUUACGAAAGCAUGAAGAAAAGAGAAGAUUCAGAUUUACCCACAAGAGAUUCAUGGAUGUCUAUGUUUAAAUCAUUUUUUUGGGGCAAAAAACCAUCCACUGAGAAGAAAAAGCCUGUGGUUUUGGAGAAGAAAGUUGAUGUAGCCACAUUUCAAAUUUGUGGAGAAAGCCAAAAAAAUGUGGAUGCAACUGAGUCGUGGAUAAAGAAUUUAAUUUUAAAGGAACAGCUUGAAAACAGUAUUUCAGAUGAGCUAAUUGUACAUUUUGGUGAGAGUCAAAUUGAUACUUUAGCAGAUCUCCAGAGAAGAAUGCAUGUUACCAUUCAGCUUGAAAGUAAACUUUUCCCCCCUUGCAUUAAAAUUUCUGGUAUUAGCAGGGAUGUCUUUUAUGUUUCUGUGAAAAUUCAAAAAAUGAUCCAAAAAAUGAAGGAUGCUCAAGAAGAACAAUCCAAAGCGGAACUUGUUUAUAACCUGGUAGAAUGGAGGUAUCCAGGAAGCAAUGAUAGCUUUGUUGCUUUUGAUAAACUGACAAAUAUGCACCUUGAGGAUGCCAAAAUAGCUAAAAAAUCACAUCUUACUGUCAAAAUUAACAAGAAGGACUACAAGGUGGAUCUGAAUACUCUACAGGCUAAUGAUGACCAAGGAGAAACUAUAAUCAUUCAACGUGUGCCAAAGAAUGAAGAUAAGCAGUCAAUAGCGCUUCCUGAGCAGUGGGAAGACAUGCAUGAGGAACGGGUCAAACUGGUGAAUCUCAAGCCAUCAUAUCAUGAAUACCUGGAAGUUGAGAAUAAAUUUAAGAAAACCUGUCCCAGCUUUGUCGUAGAGAAGAUUGAAAGAAUACAAAAUCCCUUCCUCUGGCAGACAUACCAAAUUAAAAAAAUCUCUCUCGGUAAAAAGAACAAAAAUCAAAAUAAUGAGAAGUUGUUAUUUCACGGGACAGCUGCAUCCUCAUUGAGCACAAUCAACUACAAUGGAUUUAAUCGUGGUUUUGCUGGAAAGAACGCUGCAGUCAUUGGAAAUGGAACCUACUUUGCUGUUGAUGCGAGUUAUUCUGCUCAGGAUACUUAUUCCAUCCCAGAUAUGAAUGGCAGAAGAUACAUGUACUUGGCUCGAGUCCUCACGGGGCAGUACUGUGCUGGGAGCGGAGGACUCAUCACUCCACCACCAAAAAACCCAGCAGAUCCUACUGACCUCUAUGACAGCGUGGUUGAUAAUGUGAAUAAUCCAGUAAUGUUUGUAAUAUUUAAUGACAUUCAGGCAUACCCUGAAUACCUUAUUACUUUCAGAAAAUAG
Molecule: messenger RNA, 5139 nt
Organism: Pterocles gutturalis (yellow-throated sandgrouse)
Lineage: Eukaryota; Metazoa; Chordata; Aves; Pterocliformes; Pteroclidae
Product: poly [ADP-ribose] polymerase 14-like
Exons: 15
Coding region: 1-5139 (1712 amino acids)
Biological process (GO): negative regulation of gene expression
Cellular component (GO): nucleus; cytoplasm
Molecular function (GO): transcription corepressor activity; NAD+ poly-ADP-ribosyltransferase activity
Source: RefSeq, a predicted model, not a curated record